This is a messenger RNA of Globicephala melas (long-finned pilot whale), 6942 nucleotides long. RefSeq names its product AT-rich interaction domain 5B (gene ARID5B). Gene Ontology annotation, cellular component: nucleus. The record is from RefSeq and is a predicted model, not a curated record. NCBI's taxonomy places the organism in Eukaryota, Metazoa, Chordata, Mammalia, Artiodactyla, Delphinidae. Gene Ontology annotation, molecular function: transcription cis-regulatory region binding. Gene Ontology annotation, biological process: regulation of transcription by RNA polymerase II.
UAGAUCUCAUCUUCAUACACUUUUAGGGCAGAAUUUAUUUUUACAGACCUUCCUAUGUAAUUUUUGCCUUGAUCCAUCCUCUUCCCGCCGAGAUCGGACGGAGCCUUUCUGCCGAUUAUGAAUUUGAUCAACCCACGGUUGGAAGGAAACCUACACAUUUUUGACAGGAGCUGAAAAUUGAGUCGUCAGAGAAAUAUUAGGUCACAUUUUCAAUCAUUUUGGUGCCGAAGGGGAGGCGAGAGCUUAGUUUUAUAUUGAGACAUUACGCCGGCUGAAGGCAGAGAAUGUUUUUCCCUGCCAGGACCUGAUGCAAUCCAUUCAAGCCAACAAGUUUGGAGAGAAUGUUGAGUUCAAUCAAUUCAGAACGUCGAGAUGGAGCCCAACUCACUCCAGUGGGUCGGCUCACCGUGUGGCUUGCACGGACCUUACAUUUUCUACAAGGCUUUUCAAUUCCACCUUGAAGGCAAACCAAGAAUUUUGUCCCUUGGCGACUUUUUCUUUGUAAGAUGUACGCCAAAGGAUCCGAUUUGCAUAGCGGAGCUCCAGCUGUUGUGGGAAGAGAGGACCAGCCGGCAACUUUUAUCCAGCUCUAAACUUUAUUUCCUCCCAGAAGACACUCCCCAGGGCAGAAAUAGCGACCAUGGCGAGGAUGAAGUCAUUGCUGUUUCCGAAAAGGUGAUUGUGAAGCUUGAAGACCUGGUCAAGUGGGUACAUUCUGAUUUCUCCAAGUGGAGAUGUGGCCUUCAAGCUGGGUCAGUGAAAAUGGAGUCCCUGGGAAGGAAUGGACAGAAGGAAGCUCUGCUGAAGUACCGGCAGUCAACCUUGAACAGUGGACUCAACUUCAAAGACGUUCUCAAGGAAAAGGCUGACCUUGGGGAGGACGAGGAAGAAACGAACGUGAUAGUUCUCAGCUACCCUCAGUACUGCCGCUACCGCUCGAUGCUGAAACGCAUCCAGGAUAAGCCGUCUUCCAUUCUCACGGACCAGUUUGCGUUGGCCCUGGGGGGCAUUGCCGUGGUCAGCAAGAACCCUCAGAUCCUGUACUGUCGGGACACCUUUGACCACCCAACUCUCAUAGAAAAUGAGAGCAUAUGCGAUGAGUUUGCGCCAAAUCUUAAAGGCAGACCACGCAAAAAGAAACCAUGCCCACAGAGAAGAGAUUCAUUCAGUGGUGGUAAAGAUUCCAACAAUUCCGAUGGCAAAUCCGUUGCCAAGGUGAAAUGUGAGGCCAGGUCAGCCUUGACCAAGCCGAAGAAUAACCAUAACAACUGUAAAAAAGUCUCCAAUGAAGAAAAACCAAAGGUUGGAAUUGGUGAAGAGUGCAGGGCAGAUGAGCAGGCCUUCCUGGUGGCACUUUAUAAAUACAUGAAAGAAAGGAAGACGCCAAUAGAACGAAUACCGUAUUUAGGUUUUAAACAGAUUAACCUUUGGACUAUGUUUCAAGCUGCUCAAAAACUGGGAGGAUAUGAAACAAUAACAGCCCGCCGUCAAUGGAAACAUAUUUAUGAUGAAUUAGGCGGUAAUCCUGGGAGCACCAGUGCCGCCACUUGUACCCGCAGACAUUAUGAAAGAUUAAUCCUGCCGUAUGAAAGGUUUAUUAAAGGAGAGGAAGAUAAGCCCCUGCCUCCAAUCAAACCUCGAAAACAGGAGAACAAUUCACAGGAAAACGAGAAUAAAACAAAAGUAUCAGGAGGCAAACGCAUCAAACACGAAAUCUCUAAGAGCAAGAAAGAAAAAGAGAAUGCCCCGAAGCCCCAGGAUGCAUCAGAGGUUUCGUCAGAGCAAGAGAAGGAACAAGAGACUUUACACCAGAAAAGCAUCGCUGAGCCUCUCCCAGUAGCAGACACAAAGAAAAAAGUGGAAGGGUACCAGGAUUUUGCAGCAAGGCCCCCGGUGUCCCGAGCAGACCCAGAAAAGGACGACGACACAGAUCAAGGUACCAGCAACGAGGAGGCAGGAGAGGAGGGGCCUGCCCCUCCGCUCGCGAGUGCCCCUCUGGCCCCCGAAAGGGAUCCAGCCCCGAUCCCCGGGGCUGGCAAACAGUCGCGCACCUCUCCCCGGGCUCUCCUGGACUCAAAACAAGAACCCAAGUCCUGCUGUUUUACAGAGAGCCCUGAAAAUGAACUCCAAGAAGCGUCCUUCCCCGGCUUCCCCACCACGCAGCCACCACUGGCAAACCAGAGUGAAAUGGAGGAUGACAAACUCCCCGCAAUGGCGGAUUACAUCGCCAACUGCACCGUGAAGGUGGACCAGCUGGGCAGUGACGACAUCCACAGUGCACUCAAGCAGACCCCGAAGGUCCUUGUGGUCCAGUCAUUUGACAUGUUCAAAGACAAAGACUUGACUGGGCCCAUGAAUGAGAACCAUGGACUUAAUUACACGCCCCUGCUCUACUCAAGGGGCAACCCAGGCAUCAUGUCCCCGCUGGCCAAGAAAAAACUUUUGUCCCAAGUGAGCGGGGCCGGCCUCUCCAGCAGCUACCCCUAUGGCUCCCCACCCCCUUUGAUCAGCAGAAAGAAACUGAUUGUGAGGGACGACCGCUGUUCGGGUUUGUCCCAGGCCCACCACGGCCAAAGCACUGACCACGUGGCAGUCAGCCGGCCGUCGGUGAUUCAGCACGUCCAGAGUUUCAGAAGCAAGCCCUCAGAGGAGAGAAAGGGCAUCAAUGACAUUUGGAAGCACGACAAGCUGGGUCGAUCGGAGCCCCACCGCUGCGGCUUCUCCAAGCAUCACCUUAGCCCCCUUGCCGACUCCUAUGCCCUCAAGCAAGAUGCUCAGGACGGCAAGGAGAAGCUGCUGGAGAGGAGGGCUCCUCCCCACUCCCACAUGCCCAGCUGCCUGGCCGAUUUCUACUCGUCGCCUCAUCUCCACAGCCUCUACAGGCACACUGAGCGCCACCUGCAUAACGAACAGACAUGCAAGUACCCUUGCAGGGACAUGUACGGGGAGUCGGAAAACAGUGCUUUUCCCUCCCACAAGCACCAAGAGAAGCUCCACGUGAAUUACCUGGCGUCUCUACAUCUGCAAGACAAAAAGUCGGCUGCGGCGGAAGCCCUCACAGACGAGCAGCCAACCGACCUGAGCCUUCCCAAGAACCCCCACAAACCCACAGGCAAGGCCCUGGGCCUGGCCCACGCGGCGCCCGGGCCUCAGGAGAGCAAGGGCGCCUCCCAGUUCCAGGUCAUAAACAGCCAGAGUCGAGACUGUCACCCCAAGGCCUGUCGGGUAUCGCCCAUGACCAUGUCGGCCCCUAAAAAAUACCCUGAAUCGCUUUCCAGAUCGGGAAAGCCUCACCCCGUGAGACUGGAGAAUUUCAGGAAGAUGGAAGGCAUGGUCCACCCCAUCCUGCACCGGAAAAUGAGCCCCCAGAACAUUGGUGCGGCGCGUCCCAUAAAGCGCAGCCUGGAGGAUUUGGACCUUGUGAUCGCCGGGAAAAAGGCCCGGGCCGUGUCUCCUCUGGACCCCUCCAAGGAGGUCUCUGGGAAGGAGAAGGCCUCAGAGCAGGAGAGCGAAGGCAGCAAGGCCACGCACGGUGGGCACGCCGGGGGCGCCUCCGAAAGCCACAAGCUGCCCCUCUCCUCCCCCAUCUUCCCAGGUUUGUAUUCUGGAAGCCUGUGUAACUCGGGCCUCAACUCCAGGCUCCCGGCUGGGUAUUCUCAUUCUCUGCAGUACUUGAAAAACCAGACUGUGCUUUCCCCGCUCAUGCAGCCCCUGGCUUUCCACUCACUUGUGAUGCAAAGAGGAAUUUUUACGUCGCCAACAAAUUCUCAGCAGCUAUACAGACACUUGGCUGCAGCCACACCUGUAGGAAGUUCGUACGGGGACCUUUUGCACAACAGCAUUUACCCUUUAGCUGCUCUAAAUCCUCAAGCCGCCUUCCCAUCUUCUCAGCUGUCGUCCGUACACCCCAGUACGAAACUGUAAGCCUGGCUCUGCCCAGCAUCCCAAAUGGCGUGGAUAACAGAGCUUCACUCCUUAGCCUCGGGGUGACGGCUUGUAGAAUUAGAAGUCAGUAUUCUUCUAAUCCGGGGUGAGAUCAGUCCCGGCCAAAAGGGGCCCAGAGGGGAGGUGAACAUACCUGAUAUUUCCGGGAUGACUCUAGCCCUGGCUGGUCAGUCUUGAGCCCCUGCCAACACAGAUGCCCUCGCACCUCAGAUGGUCCACUUUGCACGGGGAUCUUGUGAAGGGGAUUCAUGUGUAUCCAGGAAGAACUUAGAGGACCCCGUCUGAGUUCUGAUGGUCAGGAAACAAUCUGGGCAAAAAAGGGCAGAUAUUUCAGAGGAAGGGGCAAGGAAGACUGGCAAAUAUGCCAAGGGAUGCCCCUCUCUUCAUAAAACUCUCCAAGGUUCAAUCAAUGCAAUGUAUAGUGAAACUUCAAUAGAUCUUUCAUUUUGACACUAUUAAACAAUCCAGAGAAGUAAACACUGUUAAACUGACUGUAUAUAUUUGCUUCUUAAAACUACCCGUAUCACUGUUUGCUCACCUAAUUUAUAUACAGGUAGUCCUAUUUUCUCCCAGUUCCUUCUUGUCCCUUUUUUUUUUUUUUAAUUAAACAGUAUCGCUUUUGUUUGCAGGUCUUGUUUCUGUUUUAUUUUGUUUUGUUUUGUUUUAAAGGCUGACUGUCCUUAGUUGUUGAUGUGUGUUUGUAAUUUUUCCACAUCUUAUCAUUUUGAGCAGCUUUGGGUGGUAAUGUUAUUGUUUACAAAUUGAAGCAACUGAUUCUAGUGGAACAAAUGAUCAAAGAAACAGUUGAGCACACAAUGGUGCAAAGAACGUUCCUUUGCAAAUCUGCAACUUAAGGAUUUUUUCCCUCAUAAAUGGCAUAGUUGAAAGAGCUUAUACACUGCUUACCCGGCCAAAUGCUUUGCUUUGAAGUGUUGGGUUAUGUGAAAAUAUCGAGCAUUGUACUUACCUUAUCUAGGCUGUGAAACUGUCCUGCAUACCAGAGGAAUCAUAAAAACAAAAACCUCACUGUCAGCGAGCUGCUGAAUAACAGCAGAGUCUAGAGGACAUAUCUGUGGGCUGCACACAUAUUUUAGGAAUUUCAGAAAUUAGAAUAGAAGCCAAAAUGAUUUACAUUUGUGUUGGCACUGAUCCCUUUAAACAGUCUGGGAAGGGGGGUUGGGAAGAAGAUAUAGAGCUUGACUAUCCAGGAGAAAGUGCACAGCGGGAGGCCCAGGCACCAGAUACCUGCCCAGGGCCGUGGUCUUUCGAGUAACAGGUAGUCACAUUGCCUUCAUCGAGUUGGUUUCUCGCUAUUCCCAGGAAGAACCUCACAGGCCACAUCUUUGGAGGUGGCCGGCAAACUGAUUACCCAGUUCAAAAGAAAGCCAUCCUCUUUGGGUUUAUGGGGCAUGACUUCUGUGUGUAUGCACACCCAUAGGGUGAUUUGUGUCAUGUUUUUAACCACCUGGCAAUACGGCCCACUUAACAAUUUCUUUUACUGUUGGGAAGAAAUGGUCAAGCUGUUGAAGCAGUCGAAAGAUGCAGAGAAUGUAUACUGUCAUUCUUGCCACUUCAUUCGUUUGCUGCCGAGAUGUAACAUCAAGGUGGAUGCAUUUUCUAAGUGUGUUAAAAGUCGAUCGACACAGAGAGUGGAUUUUCCUUCCAGGUCCCAUCCCUGCCAAUAAGACUGCUUUGAUGAACUCCCCAGUCAACCCUCCCCUGCCCCCACCACUACCGGUAGACAUUAGGACCAUAGUUAACCAAGUCUUUUACCUGUGAGAUAUUUAAUUCUAUGAAAAUGGAUAACCAUUUUCAACUUCUAAAUAGGUAGCCUGACUGCAAAAUGAUCAAAACUGGUAAACAAUGAAACCGUGGCUCUUAAACCAAGCCAUGCAUGCCAUGCAUUUGUACUGAAAUGUCUCUAUGAUACGAAGCCAAAUAUUCAGUGUAGCAUACUUAAUAUCCAAAGGUGGAAACAAGAGAAUGUAGAGAUCUAGUGUUAAGAGUUCCAUUUGCUUCAAUUAAUUAUUUACCUUCCUGUGGAAUAAUAUAUAUAUAUAUAUAUAUAUUUAAUAGAACCAUAGAUAGACUAGUAGAAUUUAGAUUAUAAAUGUGUGAAUGCAGAUUAUCCUGCUAUUGCACAAGAUAGAGGGCGGAAACAAAUCUCAAUUCCAGCUGGCAGAAUGCUGGCCAGGACACACAGAAGGAAGCUGCACUAGACUGAAUAAGUCACAGAAUCAGAGGACAUGGAAGAAGGAGGAAACGCCGGUGUUUCUGCAGCUGACAUGGGCUAGAUCCUACAUGGUUUCUCUGAGCUCGUUUCUCAAAGAAAAUGGGGGCAUCUGUCCCUGGUGGAGCUCACCUAUCCAUUUUGAAUAUGGGGCGUUUGUUUUCCCCACUGCAAUGAUUUCAGUCUGGUUUCAUCAUGUUGGAAUUCGAUCACACCAUUUUCAAACAAUGUUAACAUAGUCCAGCUUUUGUUUUUCUCAUCUCUUCCGAGGAGGAGAUUCACUGUUUCUGUCUGAGGAAGCUCAUACCCUUGGCAAAACAGCAGGACAAAUAAAGAGAAAUGGGGGUAUACAUUCCCAACAGAAGCAGUGUGUUGUUUUAAAACUCCGAACAGAGAUCUUGGAAAUCCUUCAAAAAGACCAUUGAAUUCUUCAUUGGCUGAGAACUACAUUUUAAAAAGUCUUAAAUAGGGCUUUGUUUGCAUUGUUUGAGUUCAAGGGGCCUUAUUAUUGAAUGGAAUUGCACAAGCCUUUCUUUGUGCAAUCAAACCAUUGUUAUUGGUAGUUCUGUAAAGGAAACUGUGGAAUCUAAUUGGCAGUGGAGUCAUGAAUCUAUUUACGAAGUGUGGCUUCCAAGAAAUGUUGCAAUUCAGAAUGCACUAAGUCCGUGAUUUACUGGAGAUUUGGAGAUUCUAAAUAAUAUUUCUGAAAAACUUCUGGCUUAACUUUUGGCAACUCAACAUUAAAGGAAAAAAAAAAACCCACAAAA